Molecule: messenger RNA, 11822 nt
Organism: Cuculus canorus (common cuckoo)
Lineage: Eukaryota; Metazoa; Chordata; Aves; Cuculiformes; Cuculidae
Gene: SOCS2
Product: suppressor of cytokine signaling 2
Exons: 3
Coding region: 250-819 (189 amino acids)
Biological process (GO): phosphatidylinositol phosphate biosynthetic process; intracellular signal transduction
Cellular component (GO): phosphatidylinositol 3-kinase complex
Molecular function (GO): 1-phosphatidylinositol-3-kinase regulator activity
Source: RefSeq, a predicted model, not a curated record
GCAAUCAAAGGCGAACAGACCGCCCGCGCCGGAGAGAAAGGGGGGGAGCGCAGAGCGUUGUUUCGCCGGGAGCGCCCGGCAGCCGCUCUUGUCCCCCCGGUGCCCGGGCAGCGAGGACAACCUGACCGCCUCCAGGCGGCCCCAGCCCCGUCCCGCACAGCCCGGGCAGCUCCCGGGCCGGGGGCCGGGGCGAUGCGCCCGGCGAGGCGCUGAGCAGGGCGAAGCGGAGCCCUCGGGCGGCCCCCGCCCAUGACCCUGCGCUCCGGCGGGUCCCUGCGGAGCUCGGAGGGCGCCUGGGAGCGCCCCGGGGCGGCGGCGGAGCCCCGUGAGGAGCAGCUGGACGCGGCCAUGGACGAGCUGCGGCGGGCAGGAUGGUACUGGGGCAACAUGACUGUUGCUGAAGCCAAAGAGAGAUUACAGGAUGCUCCUGAAGGGACCUUCUUGGUUAGGGACAGUUCACAUUCAGAGUACCUGCUGACUAUUUCAGUAAAGACAUCAGCAGGACCGACCAAUCUGCGUAUAGAAUAUCAAGAUGGCAAGUUUAGACUGGACUCUAUCACUUGUGUCAGAUCUAGACUUAAACAGUUCAACAGUGUCGUGCAUUUGAUUGAGUACUAUGUUCUUAUGUGCAAGGACAGAACCGAAACGCCUUCAAAUGGGACAGUUCAUCUCUACUUGAACAAACCUCUCUAUACAUCUGCUCCGUCUCUGCAACACCGCUGCAGAAUAACAAUAAACAAAUGUACAAAUCAGAUCUGGGAGCUGCCGUUACCAACACGACUGAAAGAGUACUUGAAAGAGUACCAAUACCAGGUAUAAAUAUCUUUUCUAAAUGCCUCUAAUGUAGAGUAACUUUUAAAUGCAAUUCUUAAAAUCAGCCAAAGAACUGAGUAACCAGUUGUACAACUCAGCAUGGAAUUCACUAUCAAAACAGUGGCAGUUCUGGGGGAAAGGUUUUUAUUUCAGAUGCCACAAAGGGAGACUUUAUGUAGAAUAAUCCCAGCUUGCAUCCUCGGGGGUUUGACAAGGUGGCUUGCUAUUCUUGCAAGGAGAGAGAAGCCAGGAAUCUGCCCAGAUUGUGUUGCUUUGUCAAUGGCAUAAAAUAUUGCACUGUGUCAAAUGCUAAUUGAAGUAGUGGGAACGGGGGAGACUGCAGAAGUGGUCAGAGACAUGUGAGAGUGCAUAAGUAUCUCAGUUGCCUGAUUCCAAGAUUAAUUUGGUGCUGGUGUUUAUAUAAUCCUGAAAGCUUAACUGGAUCACACUGUGAUAAUCUUGCCAAAGUUAUGCAACUAAUCAAAUGCAGUCAAAAAAGUGAUCAUCUAUUCAUUUUUUAUUGAAUUAUAAUUCUUGUGCUUUUCUGCAAGCAAAGGAGUACUCUAAGCAAUCAGUUUAAGACAUUGUUUUUCAAAGUUCUCUAAAAGCUGACCUUAAGGAGAAAUGCCACUUCUUUCAUAAUAACCCAGUAUAUGUUGCCGAUUAUACCAGAUUGGUAUCCCAGAAUCUUUGUUAACAUGUUAACAUCUUCCCAGAGGUGAUAUAUCCAUGUUAUUACUAUUAAGCGUCUUUUGGUUGAGGCUUUAGGACUGUAUGCUGCAGACUUGCAGAUGCUCAGUUCCAAUGUCAAAACAUGAAUAUCAGCAGUUACAGCUGUCUUCUACAGUGUAGAAUAUUUUCUUCAGCUUCUUUCCCAAAUUUGUGGGGAAAUAUAGAUUUGGGGUUUUUUUUGGGAAGGGGGGUGGGAGGUGUUUAUUUUUUCUUUAAUUUUCUUCUAAUUCACCAUUGUGGCUGUCAGACUAUUACUCAAUAAAGUAAAUUAAAUUGCACAAUGAUCUCCCAAUCUUUGUACGUAUGGAUUUUCUACUGUCCAAGAAAGAGUGAUCUUAUGAACCUAUAUAAUUUCCCAGCUAAUAGUUAAACAAAUGCACAUGUAUCAGUGAGGAUGAAUACUCCAGCUUUCCCUUUGUGGUGCUGCUCAGAGGUAUAGCUGGAUUAUGUUUGGAUUCGUGUCUUGGAGGCUGCCUGCUGAAUUCCUGAAGUUAGGUAUUAGCACAGGACAUCACUUUUUGUGUCACAGUAGUCCUCCAAAUGUGAUGGAGGGACUAAGAUCAUCAGUACCCACUCCUCAAUCUAAAUGUAAAGUAUUUAAUAGAAGGCGUAUUCAGGAUGAGAAUAAUAGGAGAGCAGUAAAGAGAGAAACAAGGACAUAGAUUCAUCCUCAGUCGACCAUUUCAUAGUUUUAACUCUUUCUCUCACUUACUUUUUAAUUAAAGCAAAUAGACUGUGUUUGAACAAGGAGGGUUGUCAAGACUUGCUGAAAUCUAGCCCUGCCCAGGCUGAAAUAGAAACAACAUAAAAUAAUCUUCUUGUUUUCCUUGUGGCUUAACUGCUCUGUAGUACAGUCAAGAUGCUGUGUCCCUUCUCAUAAACUCUGGGGCACUAACCAGCUUACUUUGUUGCAUGAUUUAAACUCCCAGUGUUAUGUAUGCAGUUUUGUCAUUAACAUGCUGGCAUAAACGAGAAACACGGCCAUUGAGACAAAGCAGACACUAAGAACCCGAGGCAGAGGGGAUAAUCCCUUGGUGUGGCAAAUACUUGACAUGUUGUUGUUCUCUCUGUGGAAAAGGUGGCUUUUCUCCCUUGUCCUCCAGGGCUUCAAUUCUCUCUCCCUAUUUUUAAUGCAAGCUUUAGGGGCAAGUUGUCUCCUGAAAAACAAAACAAGAGUUUAUUUGUAAAAUUUUUCCCUGUGUCCUGCCAAAAUGUAGCAGAUCAUUGGAAGUUUUUCAAAUAACAUGGUGCCCAUCCCAGAAAAAACUCUUGUAUUCCAGAUACGUGUUGUAAGGACAUGGUUCUUCUAUGCUUGUCAUCUGCCUUGUUAGUAUCUGCCACUCUGAAACUGAGGAGCUUUUCCUGUGAGUAGUGCUUGUGAAAGAACCUUAUUCCUUGCAACACUUCUAAUUAAUCUAUUUUCUUACAGUUAUUGUCUAGCUCUGCCUUGAUAUGAGAUAGCUGCUAUUUGGAGUAACUUCUGUUGCAGUAAGGAAACAUGCUAACCUGCUGCAACGUUAACCUUCUGCUACUUGGCAUUUUUAGCCAAGGUGAUAUUCGGUGGUCAUAUGCUUGGGGUCUCUUUCGUGAAUACCUUAUGCUAAGGUCCCUCAAGAUAAGUUCCCUCCAGGCUAGACCCUGGCCCAGGGAGUUAAAAUCACCAAUACCAAUGCUGGAACAAGUAGACUGAGAAGAUAAGAGCUUUGGGGUGCAAUGAGACCAUUGUGGUGUGUAUAUACAGGAAAUUUGUUAUGGCUCAUUGCUGGCAGCUUGCUGUAAGCAGUCACAGGCCAGGUGUAUUCCACAGCCGAGCCAAGCUCUGAGGAAUGACACAGGGCAGAUGCAGGACUGCUCCCUGAGCUUUUUAUUAGUGGUGCUCCAACGCAUGAGGGCAAACGGCAGGCUGAGGAUAAGGACUGCUAGUAAAGUUAAAGUCAAAGGUGGCUAUUCUUGCAAAUAAUGAGUAGUUACUGUGAUGUGAAAUCAAGUCACCAGAUGUUGAGCAUGCUGACAUAACACUUGGCAUCGUAUUAGUUGCUGUGAGGAAAACUGGGGUCUGUAGCUAUGGUGUGCUUGAAGCAGUGAACAAUAUUUUGAACAGACUGGAGGGGGAACUAGUCCUCUUUGUAUGAAAGCAUAGUUCUUGUUCUCAUUAGAAUGCCAGCCCUAGGGCUGAUGCAUCGCACUAGUAAAACUAAACCACACUAUAGCUUGCUGAAAGCUCGGUUUCAUUCUAAUGCAGCACAGAGGAAUGACUUGUUCUGGUACAAAAAAAUCCAAGGAUAGCACAUGAUUAGAUUACAGUGGUACAAAAAUCUUGCAUGUAGACUUUAUGAAUCUUCAAGCAUGAUGAUGUUGUCCAAACAUUUUUUUGAAAAGUUCCAGUGCUAUUUUUUUUUUGUACUUUUUUUUUUUUACUUUAUGGAUGUUGGGGUUGCUUGUUCACAGCACCAGCUUUUAAAUUGCUGGCCCUUCAGAUUCCAAAAAUGACUUCUAACAGGUACAGGUCACGUUGAAUUGCUAGUAAAGAGUAAUCAAUGACAUCAGUUUCACAGGUUCAAUGCCCAUGAGUCAACCGAAAAUCGUGAUAAACACUUUCAUCCUUUUCUUUUCACCCCAUGUGUUGGUUUGGUUUUUCAUUUUUGAGUCUUAUGGUUUCAGGCUUUCCAACUUAUACCUGCAAUGUGAGUUGCUGAAAACCUCUUAAUUUUAAUUAAAGGAGAGCUAAGUAUCCCAGAAUCCUUAGAAGUGAUGCUUGAGAAAAAUAAUAGAAAAAUAAUUACAAGAUGAUGAAAAUGGAAUCAGUGACUGUAUUUAGUUUAGCACUAACCCAGCAGUAGUGUGAACUAUGGCUCCACUUUAAUUGUAUGGGCAUUUCCCUGCUGCUAGUAUUAUCACCUGAGACAGAAAAUGGUUCAAGUACAAGAUGGGUGUGUAGAGUGGGAACGCAACCAAGCAGCUGCACCCAUUGCAUUAGAAGUAAUUUUACUUUAAUCUUAUCUCAUCAGUAUUAUCCUAAUUAUAUUGUAUGUAAACACAUUCUAGAUAAACAAUAUAUAAUUACUAGCAAGAAGGAAAAAUUGUUCACUAGAACAUGGGGGCAGAGAGGUUUAUUUUUAUAUCUCAAAACAAUCCAGAACUUACGCCUCACUGCAAACCAUGGAGCUUUAGAAUCUGAGACUGUAGUCUCAUCAGCUUAAGAAAACAGAAUCUACAUACGCUAGGAAGGACGUGGUUCUGUAGUUGCGUGAAUUCCUGUGUCUUAGCCACUUCUUGUGUCUUAUCAAAGUGUAAAUUACUUUUGUAUUUUACCUUAGGUAAAUUACCUUGUUCAAGAUUGCAGAAAAUAGAUUAUUUACUUACAUGUUUUAUUCAAGAACUUUUUCUUGUAUUCUUGAUAAAAUUCCCAUGGAUUUUUUUCCUUUGGCUAUAAGCUUAGGAUUUAGCAGAAAGUAAGUUGAGUAUUGUCAGUGAUUUUUUUCUUCUUAAGCCAGAACACAUGAUGGAAAUGGGAAGAGAUACCUCUAGAUGUGGGUGUUGUGUCUAACAGUCAUUUAAAAUAAACUAAAACUCUUGCUGACUUCGCUGUCACUAAAAUAAAUCCAAGCAUCAUAUUGACUGCUAACUUUACUGUCAAAAGGAGAAAUUUUAUUUAUAAAAAAUUACAGAAAUAAAUGAAACUUUUAGUACACAAACCACAGAUUUCCAAAUAGAAUAGCUAGAAAUUAUGUGAACGGUCUGAGCUGGUUAGCGUUUACACAAAGGAAGUGGAGAUGACAAGCCACUUUGGUAUCUCAGCCUAGCUCCUGUAAACCACUGCUUUAUUGGUGGUAACUUCAGCAGGCCUCAGCCCCAAGCAUGACUGAAAAUGCCUGGAAACAACAUCCCACCAACGCAUAACUUCAGAUUACCAAGGUCUGAGCUCCCUUUACAACAUGAUGGGUCACUACAGUGCUGCUGGAAUUGGGUAAUUUCUACCAUAGGCUGGAGAUCAGUCAAAGAAACUGGGAGGCAGAGUCUUUGGUGGCAGAGGCUAUGAAGGACAACAGUGUUGGUCAUCGUUGGCCCUUACCCACUGUCUUAGACAGAGGGCAUGCUAAAAGAUGGGUAAAAUACAGCCACCAGGAAACCAGAUGAGAAGAUAUUCUGCUUGCUGAGGAAGGAAUUAUCUGCCUGGCUUUUGGUGUCAAAGAAUAUGGCAGCCAGCAGCUCCUAUGAGGUGGCACUUAUCACAAGGCUUAUCAAAUAACCAUCAGGACUAGUACAAUGCUGAAAGGUGUCUUAGUAGAGCUUCACGGUCCAAGAGAGUAACUAGUAUCAGCACACAAUUUGAAACCACAUAUAAACAAAGUCUGCUUAAAUAACUGAAUUUCAGGGGGGAAAAAAAAAAAGGUUAUAGCAAAAUCAGUCUGUCCUGGUCCCAGGACUGCCAAGGGGGAGAGGGAUAAAUUAUGUUUAUUAAUCAGGCUAUCUCCAGGGCUUUGAAGUAGCCAGUGCCUCUAAGAAAGUCCAAGAAAAUGUAAUAACAUAUCACCAUAAUUAUGUUUAAUCUGCCUGAUAAAUUGUAGAUUUUAUUCUUCUUAAAUCCUGUUUAAAAAAAAGGGAGUGCACCUGUGUUUUGUUUUGUUUUCUUCCAGAGUUGGAAUCAUUAAUUCUCUAGGAACUGAAAUACCAGAAUAAUACCAUUACUUUCUACGGUAUUAAGGAGGAAUAAAAUGCAGGAGCAAAAGCUAUUUACUUUAGCAUAAGGAAUGAGUUGGCAUUUAGGAGGAAAAAGUUCAAACAGAUAAUACCCAGAAAAAGUUUUAGUGCUGAGUGCUGCAAAGAGAAAAAUACAUUUGAAAAAACACAACCAGAUUCGAUGCUCUUGCCUCAAUUUUUCUUUCUCUGGCAGACAGGGUUUACAUAAGUAAAUCCUUUUGUUUCAGUCAAGUUGUUCCAUAACUGACGUUUCAUAGCUGAGGAUUGCAAUUUGAUGCUCUGUCGGUUACCAAAUAGUAAAUGCAGAAGUAUGUUAAACGUAGGAAAAGAUUCAAAGCCCAGUGCCAGUUCUUCUUUUGACUUUAUUGAGGUUAUUUGGAUCAGACUUGAUAACAAGUAUUAUAUAAGAAGCAGUUGUAAGACUGAUAGUUGAAAGCUGUAAAAUCAGUAUUCAAAAUGCUUUGUUACAAUUUAAUUGUAUCUCUUUAGGUUGCAACCCUGAAACAGGAUCCUUUCAGCUGGAUCUCUGUACCCAAACUCAGUUUGUCUCAGGGGUAAUCUCCAAAUUUGAGGGGCUGUUCUGGAUGCCUAUACUAUACACGUCAUAAAUUUGCUUUUUUCUUACCUAGAGUGCUGCUUUUUGACACAGUCUGGAGAGCAGAGUAAGUUGUGGAUCAAAUGUCCAUGGGAUUUUUAGCUGGUUUUCUCAGAGGAAGAGCAAUAUCGAGCAGGGCUGAGCCUAUAUUUGCUGCAAUAUACCUGCCUGUAAAGUGGGCAGUGGACUUAACAUUCUGUAAUUUAUCAGCAUGGUGUGAAAGGUUGCUUACAUUUCAAUUAACAUUGAUAGGAACGUAAACUGCAGUUAUGGUAAUAUCUUUUAACUGCUGCACUGCUAGUUAGAAUAACUUAGGAAAGUGAGAUUCUGAUCGAAUUAGACUGCAGUGAAAGUGGCAUCACAGCUUCUUCAUAAGCUGAAGCGCUUCAUAGGCAUCUUGUCUGUGAGGGAAAUUGCCAUAGAUAAGAUAAUUGUUUUCUGGAAAUUCAUCUGUUUCUUUUAACUCUUCUGAUGGAGGAUGCAGUGCCUACUGCCGGCUUCUUAACCAGCCCACUGUAACCAUGAACGCAGACAGGUUUCAUUUUGAAAAGGAGCAAAAUAGAGUAAAGGAAUUUUUAAUCCAAGAGUAUUUUUUGUUUGAAAACGAGACUUAUGGAAAAAGUGUAAGCAGUGGGAAAUCUCUUGCUAGGCUACCUGUAAAAACUUUCCAUGAAUCAUUACUAGCUCCUGAAAAGCUUAACCUGAAAGUAAGAACUUUUAAAAAUAUAGGUAUUGUAUAUGAGUUUGUCCAGUUCAAAGCCUGGGAAAGAAACAGAAUAUUAUAAAAGCAGUAGUUAUUUGAAUCCUAAAUAAAACCAGCCUUCCAGUCUUUUAUCUAAAAUGCUAGACAAUCAUUUAAUAUACUGUAAUUUGCAAACAAAAGAAGUUGGUUUCGUGAAAAGGCUUCAGACUUAAAUUUUAAAUUCCCUUUAGUUAUUUGUCAAAGUUUAAUUUUCAGGCUAAUUUGUGAAUUUUCUUUGUUUAUUCUCACAUUAUUAAAAUGGUUGCUUUACAUUUGAAAAAUAGUUUCAAAAGUCUGGAAUAAAUAUUUAGAGGCUUGCAGUAUUUCAUCGGUCUCCUCAAAGCAUCUUCACAUUAAACUUCAAAACCAAACAGAGCACUGUUUACUCACGUAUUUAAAGAAAAUGGACUAAAAAUUCUGAGAAAAACUGAGUCACAUUUUGCAAAUAUUAUUUGCAGGGUUUUUAUUACAAUUCAUCGCAGAGAUUUUUUUUUUCUGGAACGAACACAAAAGUUUUGCAUUUGGUGCCUGCUUAUUUUUUUAUAACUAUUCUGCACUCAACUUUUGGCUAGAGAUUAUUUAUAUCAAACUAAACAGCAUUAAGAAGUAGUUCACUCAGUUCUGCUAAUAAACACUUAUUUUUAUUAUUGAAACAAAUGUAAAUGUACAGACACUACAGUCACUUCAAACCCUGUGGUUUAAGUUGUUUUGAAACUGUUGGUGCUGUAUUUUACCUACAUGCUGGACACGCCUUUUAAUAAAGUAAUGUUUUUAAGAAAGUUCACAAUGUGUCACCUACAUUCUAUAGUCUCUCUCUGAACUGUAUUUAAUUUAAAGCCUUUAUUAUUUAAAUGAAUGGGAAGUUAUGAAGUACCAGAAUAAUCUAAGCAGCAGCCCAAGGGCUGAUCCAAUUCAGUGAUGCAAUUCCUUUCUCAGAAGUGAUAAAGAAUCAUUUUUGGAGUAUCAAAUGCCACCUGAAGGGUGACACCAGCUCCCAACCCACAGUCCAGUGCCCUCGGAUCCUGCUCGCAAGGAUCUACAGUUGUGCAGUCUAAAGUUGUGCAGCCUUCCCAUACCAAAACAUCCCCUUCCUUGGCAUCAGCCUGGUUUUCAGUGGCUGGCAUGGGAGACCUGGGUGUUGGCAUUAGGGAGGGCCACGCUGCAAAGGGAAGGGCAACAGAGCUCAGGGUGAGGGAAAAGAGGAAAGGGAGGAAGGGAUUGUUGCCUAGGACAGCAAUGGCUUGUAAGACCCUCAUCUGGUCUUCAGGCCACCGAGUCUGGGCCACCCCAAUUUACAUUUUAAAAGUUUUUGAGAAACAUCACAUUCAGAAAUGUGUUUUUGUGCUUGCUUUUCUUAAGAUGACAGAGAACCAUGUAAUUUAUGUUUCUGUUUUUCCAUCUUCAUUUCAGAGGUUGUGUGAGAGAUUUAACCAAUUAAUUAGAUGUGUUUUUAACAAACAAAUUUAGAAGCUCAUAUUUCUUUUCCUUUGUCCUUAAAGUUGGAAUGCUGACCUACAGGCAAUUGAAAACAGCAUACUCCUAAUAGAUUAAAUCUGCUUGCACUAGAUUUAAAAACACAUUUUGGCUCUCGUUAUCAGCAGACACAAAUUAGUCUGUAGGAAGAAAAGAAAAGUACAUGCUAGGAUACAGCUUGACUCUAAUUAGCAAAAAGGAUCCUCUCAAAAGCCUUUUCUUUUAAAAAUCUCAUUUUACUUGUACAGUUUCUAAAAAGAUUUGGGACUUUUAAGUGAGCUUUAGAAAGGUUUACGGUAAAUUCAAAACUCUGGUAUUCUAACCUGGAAUAACUCGCAUGUAUGGAGAAUAGCAUCGUUAGAAAAGGUGCUGCUUGGCUUAGUUCCCACAGAUAUGGACUUGCUACACCAAAUUCAGCAGUUCUCAAAAGUGUGGCGUGAUUCUCCAAUCCACAGAACCAGGGAAUUUUAAGUCUAAACCACUUUUAAGUCAAAAAAUCUGAUGAUACCGAUGUGCAGGACUAACCAUGAUUCUCUGAUCUAGAAAGUCUAGGAAAUACUCUUUUAAUCUACAUGGUUAGCUUUGAUAUUUGAGCAGCAUUAGUGGGGGGCUGAGCCGAACCCAAACUGGUUCAAAUAUAUGUACAUAUAUUUUUUUUUGUUCCCAAAACUGGAAUAGAACCAAAUUGUCCUUCUGAACUUGGACCAAAACUGAACUGGAAGAACCUGAGUCAGAGCUGAACCAAAGAGAACAAAACUGAAAAGCUUAAAGCCUUCUCUCUUUGGCCUUACAGUAUUACCCGUGUGCAUCCUUAUUCUGUAACUGUAGAAUAUUAACAACGCCCAGGGUGCAGAGCUAUAGAUAAACCCAAAACACCAGUAGCACAUUUAGUUUCCGCUUGUGAAUUGCAGGACUAGUUAUAAACCAGUAGAAGGAAGAGCAAACACCAGAUUUUCCCUUUAAUCAGAUUUGGAUCUCUGCUGUCAACCUCUUCCUUCCUAGGCACGUCUGUUUCCUUUCAUUGCCUUCCUUCUUUACAUCUCUGUUUAGACUAUAAGCAAAGGAUGUGACUAAAUGCUGGCUGUACGACUGCUAACAUUUACUGGAGCGGGAAGUGGAGUUGCUCUGUGCAUAUCCACAUGUUUUGCUAACUUUCUAAGACAUUCUUGGACAGUAUAAACCAAAUAAUUCUAAUUGCCUCAUCUGGCAAAAAGAUAUAGCAAAUGCAAAUGAUGUAACUGCUUGUGUUCAUUUUCUAUUCUAAAAUGUAGGCACACUAUCUGCAAUUAGAUGCAGCUGUCAGGAUUACAAUGAUGUGAUAUUUUAAGUCUCCAAGUUUGGUCACUCCGAUUCCAGAUAUAAUACAGUUACUUAGAUAGUGACUGUAACUGGGUUAAAAAAGCUGGCAUCAGAAAUAUAAGAAGUUAAUAAAGGAAGCUUUUAGUGGCUGUACAGCUCUGUUUUGAGAAACGAUCCUAUAGAUGAGUUUGUGGUUUUCUCUGCUCCCUGGUGCCGGUUUGUAUUGUUGACAAACGUAUUUUCUCACGAUGGGUAUGACAAACUAUCCAUGACAUGAAAACGUGAAACCACUUCAGCCAUACUUUGGCUACAACAGCAGUGUACUUCUUGUCUUAAGAGUUAUGCAUGAUGACUGACUUCUGUGGUUUCCAGAGUUGUCAGGGUCAUAGUAAAUACCUUAAUCCAUCACUCUGAAAACAACCCCUACGAGUAUUUUUAUGUCUGUGUUCCUAGAAGACUAACAUGUGUGUGUGAGACAAAAAACAUUUACCCUGUUUUAACAGAUGUAUCAGAAUAAGAUAUUGUUAAUUAUUUAAAAGCAAUUUAAACCCCUUUAUCACAUUUAUUAUCCAGAAAAAAAUCAUAGAUAAAAGCAUUAUGUCAAACGAACCAAAAUAUUGUUUUAAAAUUGCCAGAUAAGUAGCAUGCCUGCAGAAGCUGGCCACAUAAUAAAGGUAUAUAAUUUUUUAAACACUUCUUAAAUCCAGUAUAGAAAUUUAGCCUUUACGAUUGUCAUUUACAUUCUGCAUCCACACAAGUUCUCAACUUCGCUGUCAGCCACAGGAAAAUCAAAGGAAAAGGAUCUAAGUUUUCUAACUGCGACUAAGUGUGCAUCUUCAUGCAAAAUCUUGAAGAUACAUAUCACGUUGAACACACGCAGUAUAUGAGUUCCACUCAUAUACUUUCAGAUAUAUUUUUUCCAUGGCAAAUACUUCCUGGGUACAACAUCUAGGAAAGGCAUGUAAAGGUUUCCAUAACUAAGCUCCAAAUACCCUUCAAUCUGUAUUAGUCUAAACUGCCUAUGCAAAUGGGAUUCACACAGCAGCAACCUUUCUAGCAGCAGCUGCAGCAACCACCUUUCCUGUUUUUCCAGAGGGCAGGCAUUAGCAAGCCCAGCAGAGCAGAGCCAGGUCGCUGUGGGUGCCUGCAGCUUUGAGGUAGUGCGUUCCAGCUCUGCAGGAUCUUUUAAUUUUCCUUUCAUCGCUACCGCAGUCCUGACCCAGAAGAAAAGGGCCAACAUUGCUCAAGCCCAUGUGACACCUGACACCUACGUAAAGAUGGAAAAAAGUUCUUUGAUAAUAUAUGAUAGGAAAUUACACUGCCUCAUUUUUACAGCUCUGUGAAUCACAGUUUUCUCUUGUCUGCCAUACUGUGGUUUGAAAAAUUCAUAUAUAUUAUGUGAAAGACAAGUUUUUGCAUUCAGUGAUAGAUGAAUAGAACUAUGAGAAUAUGCUCAGCACCUGGAAA